AAAGACGGUUCCAGUUAUUCUGUCACAGGGCAGUAACUCGAACCUAAAAGCUUUAUUGGAAUUCUUGGUCUGACGUUUUCUUUGGGAAGUAAUCCAGGCGGUAAAAUGGAAUGGUGGAGUAUAGGAGAACAGCGCAUCGGAAAUUUAAACUUCCCGCAGGCAUUUCCCAGAGAGUCAGUGGGUCGGGACUUCCGCAGGAUACACAUUGAGAAUGGUUAAACCUGGCGGUUCUAGUUGGCAGCGCCGCUUUCUGCUGACAAUUGAAAACGACUGCACUGCAAACGGUUUUGCGGCGCUAUAUAAAUGCAGUUUGUCUUUACCGAGUUCAAGCUGUAACCAAUUAAUCAGCGCCUCCAGUAAUCAGGGCAUAGUUUGUUGCUUGCAUGUCUCAACAGUUGAUUUCCUAAAAUUCCGGGCUCAUUCUUUGACAUUCGCUGUCGACACUGAACCAUCCCCCAAGCGCAGGGUAUAACUAACCCACCCUUGCCUUAUGGCUUCAGUCUCCACCUUUCCUGACGUUUGAAACGCAUCCAGCCAAUCAUGCUCUUCUCCCCAGAUCUGUUUCCCGACAAGCUGGGGUCCUUUCACAUAUCCAACCCCCUCACCCAGUUGUGAUCUGCUCCCAAGAACACAAUGAUUAAAAGAUUCUCCAGCACCAUAACACUCUAUGGAAACAGCACUAAAACCCUGAAUGGUGCAUCCAGGCCACUCCUUCUAUUCCUCCCCUGGUAUGGAGCUAAGUGCCAUGCCAUGGAUCACUACCGGCAGAUUUAUUACCCAUAUGGCUUCGACAUCCUGAGCGUGGAAAGCAGCAUCUUGCACUUUCUGUGGCCACAGUAUGGCUUGUCCUAUGCAUCUGAGGUAUUGGACCUGCUCCAGAGCGAGCCUUUCUCCUCACGCCCCCUUCUCAUUCACGCAUUCUCCAUCGGAGGAUUCCUCUUUGCCGAAAUGCUGAUAAUCACACAGAGAGAUGUGCCACGUUACUCAGGCUUUGGGUCGAGGAUUAUGGGCCAGAUUUUUGACAGUUUGGUUGCGGGAGAUGUGGAACUCCUUGCGAAUGAUAUCCCACAGGUGCUGGCUCCUCCCAUCCUCCAGCCAUUCUUCAAAAAGAUCACACUUUUCUAUUUCUGGCUUUUGAGUGGUUACACAGUCAAGCAUUACCAAGCUGGCAUCAGAGCCUUCUGGGAAAUACAGUACCAUACCCCCAUUCUGUUAUUCUACAGUGAGAACGAUCCAUUGAGCAACUACAAGAAAUUAGAGGCCAUGCUGUUUCACUGGCAGAAGAAAGGCAUUCCUGCAAUUGGGAAAAGCUGGAAGAUGUCCUGCCAUGCUGGGCAUCUGCGGCAGCAUCCUCAGGAAUACCGAAGCACUUUGCAGAAUUUCCUGCAGUCCAUUGGCAUAAUCCAUUUGCCAUCCAAAUUAUGAACGACAGUAAAAAGGACCAGGGAACUGAGGAGCUGCAUGUCUGAACAGCAUUAAUGCAUUCUGAUUUGAUUCCUUUCACAUCCUCUUGGACUCCUAAUAGAAAGUUUCUAUAAACUUGUUGGAUAAAAUUAAUAAAAAAUUCUAAUAUUUACAUGUGGGUGGGUGUUUAGUUGGAAGAAGGGGAAAUUUUAAAACUUGCUAUCAGGCCCAGUGCAAAACGUGAAUUGCUAAUUCAUUUACAUACAUUGUCAAACGUGUCCUCAUUAUUGAAUUAAUAGAAGUGGUUCCUUGAUGGAAAAAGAAUUGGUUUAAUUUCACUGAAUAGGUUCUUGUGUGAUUGGGAUGGUGCUAUCACCAGGAUAUACUUGUUAACUUUUCUUUCUUUUGUGGGAUUGUCAUUUUUGAAGAUACCUCCACAUCUCUACCUCAAAGUUUUAAGUGAUACGUCCAACACAGAAAAAGUGUAAAAAGACAAAGUUGAAUUUUACUUAAGAUUUUUCAGAAAUGAUUAUUUGAAUACUAUGAUAUCAAAUAAAAGGUCACUUGAAUAUAAACCAAAAAAUUGAGCACAAGAUGAAGAUAACAUUGAAGAUUUUUGUGAAAAGUUAGACUUGGAACUUAUUCUGAAAUUGUCUGGAUGUGUUUCUUACUGUGUUUGGUGUAUGUUUAUAUAUUUGUGAAUCUCGAUGGCUUUGAUCAGAUUCAGAGAAAUUAUAUGUCUUUUUAAUGUUAGCUCUGGCUCAGUUAGCAGCAUGCUCAUCUCUGAGUUACAAGUUUGUGGAUUAUAAUCCUGCUUGAGUCUUGAGCACAAAAAUUAAGCACAACACUCUAGUGGAGUACUGAAGGAGUAUUUACAAACUGAGACCUUGUCUAUUUUCUAAGGUGAAAGUAAGAUAUCCCAAGAUCCUAUUUUGAAGAACAGCAGGGAAGGUAGCACGGUGAUGGAAAUGUGUUGCUGGAAAAGCGCAGCAGGUCAGGCAGC
This is a messenger RNA of Chiloscyllium plagiosum (whitespotted bambooshark), 2407 nucleotides long. Its product is annotated as transmembrane protein 53-A. Lineage: Eukaryota; Metazoa; Chordata; Chondrichthyes; Orectolobiformes; Hemiscylliidae. The record is from RefSeq and is a predicted model, not a curated record. Gene Ontology annotation, molecular function: serine hydrolase activity.